AUGUCAAAUAAACCUCCUGCUACAGCUUAUCCUCAUAAGCGACAGAAAUCUUCUUUACUGAAUGCUGGUUAUUAUUUUUCUGAUUCAACAACUUCAACCACUCCCCAACAAUCAAAUAAUCAAAAUCCUCCUCCUCAUACUGUUCCAAAUACUCAUACCCAACAUUCAAACGCUUCUCCAACCAUUGAUGAAUCAAUCUAUGAUAACGAGGACCCAUAUAACCCUUUAAAUUAUAGUUUCCCACCCAACCAAAACUCUUCUCAACAACAACUGCAACAUGAACAACAAACUCUGCAACCACAAUCAAAUCAACAAGCCCCUUCAUCACAACAACAUACAACUAUUCAUCAUUCUCAUUCUUUGUCGGCUCCACAACAAUUAUCAGCUCCUUCUUCAGUUGGUCCAUCUCUUUCUCAAAGUGCUCGUGCUUCUCCAGUAAGACAACCUUUAUCAACUUCAACAGCUGCUCCAACAACUGCUCUCAAUACCACUCAUACUUCUGCUGAAUUAGCCGUACCUUCUUCUUCAAAUAAUAAUUCUUCUUCUGCCACUGGUCAUAUGUCAGCUUCUUCCACUCUUGCUUCACUUCCUCAUCCUCUUUCUUCCUCAACUACUGCUAGUGGUAUUGGUAAUUCUUCUUCAAAUAAUAAUCCUGGUAUUGGAAGUAGUCUUCUUCAUAAUAAUCAUCAUCCAACUAUUGCUACUGCAGCUAAUAGUUUUAUUGAACCUUCCCAUAAUCAUCAUAACAGUAUUCCAUCAAAUCCAGCUUCUGCAUCAACUUCAUUUUUUUAUCCAAGUCAUUAUCAAAAUUCUGUUUAUGGAUCGUCAUCUUCAGAUCCUCCUUAUGCAUUUACAUCAUCUUUCAAUAAUAAUAAUAACAAUAAUAAUUCUGGUGGGAAUUCAAUGUUAGAAUCAAAUCUUUAUCAGUCAUUCACUUAUCCAAGAAUUUCAUCUCAUUCAACUUCAAAUACUACUCACCCCAAUUAUUAUGAACCAAAUAAAUAUAAACAUUCAAAAAAUAAUUUAUCAAUCUCAUCUCAUUUUAACUUUAUUAAUCUUAAUGAUAAUCAAGGACCAACGUCUAAUUUAGGUACUUCAUCUUUAGGUAAUACCAAUAGUUUUGCAUCUCCCUCGGUGAUAACCGAUCCUAAAAGAUAUGGAUCAGCAUUACCACCAACCUUGCCACCAGCACCUCCACCACAAUCAACUGCUAAUAUUAUAAAUGAAUUAAUUAUGAAUUUAGCAUCAGUUGAUGGAUCAAAUAUCAAUAAUUAUUUAUUGACCAUUUUAUACAAAUUAAAUUUCCCAUUACCAAUUGAUGAUUUUUAUAAUUUAUUAUAUAAUAAUGAUAAAUUAGCAUCAUUAAUGCAAAUCACCCUUCCUCAAAAAAUUGAUAAAACUUUAAUUAAUUCCACAAUUCCAAAUGCAUCAGUUGAUGUAAUUAAUCAAUUAUUAAAUGUCUUCAAAAAACCAGAUUCAUUAGGAAAUUUUUAUCCAAAUUUAAUUAAUAAAGAAAAUAAAUUAAUGAAUAUUAAUUAUCAUGAAUUAUUAAGAACUUUUUUGGCUAUUAAAAUUUUAUUUGAUAUUUUAAUUCAAAUUCCAAUGAAUUCUCCAGAUGAACCCCAAAAUUAUACAAUUCCAAGAUUAUCAAUUUAUAAAACAUAUUAUAUUAUAUGUCAAAAAUUAAUUUUGCAAUAUCCAAGUUCUUCAAAUACAACUAAUGAACAACAAAAAUUAAUUUUAGGUCAAUCAAAAUUAGGGAAACUUAUUAAAUUAGUUUAUCCUAAUUUAAUGAUUAAAAGAUUAGGAAGUAGAGGGGAAUCUAAAUAUAAUUAUUUGGGAGUCAUUUGGAAUGAUAACAUUGUUAAUGAAGAAGUUAAAGAUUUAUGUAAUAAUAAUGAAUUACUUGAUUUAAAUGAUAUCUUUAAUGGACAACGUAAACAACAACAACAACAACAACAACAACAUCCUCAUCUUCAUCAUCAUAGCCACCAUAGAAGAAAAUCAUCGAGAAUUUCUGUUUCAAGUUCAAGAAGAAAAAGAAGUUUUGAUGAUACUAAUCAACUGGAAUCAAUUGUCAGUCCUGAAUUAUCAUUUAUUCAAUCAACUAAUAAAUUCCCAAGUAAUAUUGAAUUUACCGUUUUAUCAACUAUAAAUGAUCAUAAUAAAUCUGGAGAUCCAAAUUCAAAUUGGUUUGAUCUUGCCAAAUUUAAAAUUUAUUCCAAGUUAAGUCAAUAUAAUAUAACUUUUGUUACUAUUGAAGAUGUUUUUUUGAAUAAUGUGAAUAUGUUGGAAAAGGACAGUUUACUUAAAAAUUUAUUUAGUAGAAUAAUUCAUCCAUUAGUUGAAUCAGUUGCAAUUAGCAGUGAGAGCAAUGAUGGAGAAAUUUCUGAAGAACAUCAAAAUGUUGAUCUUAAUUUAUAUUUAAUUAUAAUAAUUGAACUUUUACCAUAUUUAUUAUUAAUUAAAUCAUCAACAGAAAUUAAUUUUUUGAAGAAUUUAAGAUAUAAUUUAUUAUAUCUAAUUAGUAAUUUAGAAGGUGAAUUAUCAAGAAUUGAUGAAAAUGAAGUAUUCAGUCAUAAAAAUUCAUCAAUUUUUUUACUUAUUUUGAAAAAAUUAAUUAAUUUAAAUGAUUUAUUGAUUACUUUUAUAAAAUUAAUUAUAAAAGAUAAUUCAGUUAAUAAAUCUGCAAUGGCGGUUGAUAUUGAAAAUUUUUUCGUUGAUGCAAAUAUGAGUAAAAAACCUUAUGAUAAUUCAAGAAAUUCGUCCGUUUCUGAUGAUCUUCUGGGAAGAUCUUCAGUUUCAUCAAGUUCAGCCACAUUAACUUCAAAUAGAAUUGAAGAUCAUUAUCAAGAUCCAUUCAACAUGAAUUUUAAAAAUAUUUUAUCAAGUGAUUUAAUCUAUACUUUAAUUGGAUAUAAUUUUGAUCCAACUUUGAAUAAUGAACUAAAAUCAUCAAUUUCUCUGUAUUUUAUCAAUCAAGAAAUUAAUUUAAUUGAUAAUUUUUUCAAAAAGGAUUUAUUAAACUUUUUAACAAAUGAUAAUGAAACUAUAGGUAAUGAAAUUGAGUCGGAUAUUGCUGAUGAAAUUCAUAAAGAUUCAAUGAUUCUUUCAGCAAAAGAAUUGAAAAAAUUAAAUUCUUUAAUUUAUUUAAUUGAUACCAAAUUAUUAUCAGAAAAUUUUAAAUCAAAAUAUCCAAUUUUAGUCUAUAAUAAUUAUAUUAAUUUCAUCUUGAAUGACUUACUAAAGUACAUUUUCAUCAAACAACAACAACAAAUUAGUUCCCAAUCUUCUCAAGAUAAUAAAAAUAGUUUUGGUAAUUGGUGGGUUUUCAAUUCGUUCAUACAAGAAUAUCUUAGUCUUCUAGGUGAAAUAGUCGGCUUAAGUGAUUUAUUGUGA
This is a messenger RNA of Hyphopichia burtonii NRRL Y-1933, 3399 nucleotides long. RefSeq names its product Rfx2p (gene RFX2). Gene Ontology annotation, molecular function: DNA binding. The coding region runs from base 1 to 3399 and encodes 1132 amino acids. Gene Ontology annotation, biological process: regulation of DNA-templated transcription. The transcript has a single exon. NCBI's taxonomy places the organism in Eukaryota, Fungi, Ascomycota, Pichiomycetes, Serinales, Debaryomycetaceae. The record is from RefSeq and is a predicted model, not a curated record.